AUGGAGUUUGGUGAUGGAGCAGCAUCAUUUUGUGAUGAUGAAGGUUUGUCAAGUAGGAGUGGUACGUCCAAUGAUUGUGUUAUGAAUCUCUCCCCUAGAGGGAAAAAAUAUUGGAUUCCGAGUUGUGAUAAAGAUAGCCAGCCUUAUGUUGGUCAGCGGUUUAGCAAGUUAGAUGAUGGUGUGGACUUUUAUGUCCAGUAUGCUUGUACGGUUGGGUUUGAUGUUCGUCGUAGCACUGAAACAAAGGAUAGGAUGGGUAAUGUGUUGAGGAAGUAUUUGGUGUGUUCUCGUGAAGGUUUCAAGCAGCCUGCUAAGGAUGUUUGUCCGGUAGGUGAGGGGGUCGGUGACAGUUCCAUAUCACCGAAGAGACGUCGGGUUACGAAUAGGGUUGGUUGUAAUGCCAAGAUCAUUUUGAAGCUUAUGGGUGAUGGGCGCUAUUCUGUGUUUUCUGUUGAGAUAAGGCACACACAUUCUUUGUGCUCAGAGUUGGCUAAGCCUUUCAUGAGGGUUAAUCGUAAGUUGUCUAUGGGCCAUCAAAGCUUUGUUGCUAAUUGUGCAAGAGCGAAUAUAGGUCCGAUUAAGUCAUUCAAGCUUUAUAAGCAGAUGGUGGGGGAUUUUGUUGAUGUUGGGGCCACUGGUGUAGACUUCCAGAAUUUUAAGCAGGAUUUAAUGGCGUGGCAUGCGUGUAGGUAUAAUCUCGUGUUCGUUCCAUUUACUGGUAUGGAUAAUCACAAGAAAUCAGUGACGUUUGCAGCGGGGUUGAUUGCGAAGGAGGAUAUUGACUCAUAUGUCUGGUUGCUUGAUAAUUUCAAGCGAGCUAUGGGGCACGAGCCGACAUACGUUAUCACCGAUCAAGACACAUCUUUAAGGGUAGCGGUGCCAAGUGUUUUCAAGUUUGCACGGCAUCAAUUUUGUAUGUGGCAUAUUAUGACGAAGGUGGGUGACAAGGUUCGGGCGGUGCUUGCUAAUGAUCAGCCUUUUCGUCGGGAUCUCAACGCUAUUGUGUGGGAUGAGUGUAUAACGAUAGAGCAGUUUGAGUCUAAAUGGCUUCAAAUUAUGGAGGAUCAUGGUCUUGUUGAGCAUAGGUGGCUUCAGUUGAUGUUUGAGUUGCGUGCAUUUUGGAUACCUACUUUCUUCCGGGAUUUACCUAUGAGUGGUUUGGUGCGGACUACAUCUCGUUCCGAAUCCCAGAAUAGUUCAUUUGGGGGCUGUACUAAUUGCCAUGCAAGCUUAGUGGAGUUUUUCAUUCACUUUGAAGGUGCGAUCGAUAGUCAAAGGCAUAAACAAGCUAAACUCGAUGCUUCAUGUGAGGGAUAUUUGCCCGUGGUAAAGACGCCUUUGGCUAUUGAGCGUUAUGCUGCUGUCGUUUAUACCAUUACUGUUUUCUAUGAUGUGCAGGCAGAGAUUGUUGCUGGCUGCUUUGAGUGUCGAGUCUUGUCGGCUGCGGUGGAUGGUGAUGUAAAACGCGUUGAAGUAGAGGGUGGAAAUGGUGUUGUUUGUGUUGUUUUGUUUCAUAUGGUUGAAACUACAGCUUCUUGUUCGUGUCGUAUGUUUGAGCGUGUUGGGUUGCUUUGUAGGCAUAUUUUUCUUAUUUUCAAGGAUGCUCGUGUGGAAUCCAUUCUGGCGUGCUAUGUUGUCUAUCGGUGGACACGUGAUGCCUAUAAGCGUCCGAUUUAUGAUAUAGAUGGUGUGCACGAUGCACCUACUUUGGCUGGGAAGUCUAGCAAUGGUUCCAUGAAGGAGGACUUGAAAAUGUCAUUUGUGGAUGCGGAUAGUACAAUGAGUUUGUCAGUGGGUAAGUCAGGUGUAAUUCGUUCCUUUGGUGGUGUUCUAGCGUCUUCAAAGGUUGUUGUCCACCCUCCUACUGUUGCUAAGAAUAAGGGGUCUGGGAAGCGCUUCAAAACUGCAAAAGAGCUCGCUCUGGAGAAAGCUGGGCCGUUUACUCGUGAGUGUGCCACGUGUCAUAAAUCCAAAAUCCAAGGCAAAUUUGCAAGCACAGUUGAAGGCGAAGGCUAA
Molecule: messenger RNA, 2016 nt
Organism: Ipomoea triloba (trilobed morning glory)
Lineage: Eukaryota; Viridiplantae; Streptophyta; Magnoliopsida; Solanales; Convolvulaceae
Product: protein FAR1-RELATED SEQUENCE 5-like
Exons: 4
Coding region: 1-2016 (671 amino acids)
Biological process (GO): regulation of DNA-templated transcription
Molecular function (GO): zinc ion binding
Source: RefSeq, a predicted model, not a curated record